Anneissia japonica is the source of this 313-nucleotide messenger RNA. Its product is annotated as chromatin assembly factor 1 subunit B-like. Gene Ontology annotation, biological process: DNA replication-dependent chromatin assembly; nucleosome assembly. The record is from RefSeq and is a predicted model, not a curated record. NCBI's taxonomy places the organism in Eukaryota, Metazoa, Echinodermata, Crinoidea, Comatulida, Comatulidae. Gene Ontology annotation, cellular component: nucleus; CAF-1 complex. Gene Ontology annotation, molecular function: protein binding.
AAAGUGUGAUUUAUUUAUGGAAACUACAGGAAGGUCAAGUGGGGUCAUCAUUUAUGGACAAAGAAGAAGAAAUAGAAAACAAAGAAAAUUGGACUGUGCAUAAAAUGUUGCGGGGACAUUUGGAAGAUGUGUAUGAUCUUUGUUGGUCCAAAGAUUGUAACCAGCUGAUAUCGGGUUCUGUUGACAACAGUGCAAUAGUGUGGGAUGUGGUCAAAGGUGAAAAAUUGCAUUUAUUAAAAGACCACAAGAAUUACGUUCAGGGUGUUGCCUUUGAUCCCCAAAACCAGUUUGUUGCUACAUUUAGUUGCGAUAG